This is a messenger RNA of Gilbertella persicaria, 387 nucleotides long. RefSeq lists its product as uncharacterized. Gene Ontology annotation, cellular component: mitochondrial large ribosomal subunit. Gene Ontology annotation, molecular function: structural constituent of ribosome. Gene Ontology annotation, biological process: mitochondrial translation. The coding region runs from base 1 to 387 and encodes 128 amino acids. The transcript has a single exon. NCBI's taxonomy places the organism in Eukaryota, Fungi, Mucoromycota, Mucoromycetes, Mucorales, Choanephoraceae. The record is from RefSeq and is a predicted model, not a curated record.
AUGUUGCGCUCUUCCACUGCUCGCUUAUGGAUCCAGACUCGUUCUGCUUCUACAACAACAUACAAAAAACCCGAAAAGUUUCUCCAAACUGUUGUUCUCAGUAAUGGUGCCACUUAUACAGUCAGAACAACUUCACCUACUCGUAAUCAGAUCCGUUUGACUAAAGAUACACGCAAUCACCCACUUUGGAACCCUGCAAUGUUGAAGGAAGGUGUAACUGAUGAAAGCGAACAACUCACCAAGUUCCAAAAGCGUUUUGGUGACUUGGAUUUGGGUGACAUCUCUUGGAUCGAAAGUGAUGAACAAGUUUCAGCUGCCAUGAAGAAGGUGGUUGCUAGUGGUGGUACACCCAAGAAGGUGGCCGCCGCUAAGGGCAAGAAGAAAUAA